AUGAAGCUGCAGCAAAGCAAGCAGAUCCUGGUGAAGCGGGGUUGGGGCCUCAGCCUCAGGAUUGUGCAGUGGGUUGGGAUUUCCCACACCGGCAGGGAACAGAGCACAGCUUCUGCCACCACCCAGCAGCCGGCACAAGACCAAGAGAGCCCUGAAGAAGUGGCUGUGGUGAAGUCUGAGAAAAUAGAAGGAGGUGGUGACAGCAGCAGCAACAGCAUCAGUGAAGGCAAUGGGGAGGGUCAGGAAUCCCAGCCUUCUCCCUUGGCUCUGCUGGCAGCCACAUGCAGUAGGAUUGAGUCUCCCAAUGAGAACUCAAACAGCUCCCAGAGCCAGCAAGGAGGCUCGGGCGAGCUGGACCUCACAGCUGCCACUGCUCAGCUUGCCCAGAGCGCCAAUGGCUGGCAAAUCAUUUCCACUGGCUCAGCAAUGCCUGCCACCUCUAAGGAGCAAGGGAGCAACGGCAACAAUGGCAGUGACUCGUCAUCAAAGAGCCGCCCUGUGAGCACUGGGCAGUACGUGGUCGCUGCCACCCCCAAUCUGCAGAACCAGCAGGUGUUGGCUGGCUUGCCCGGUAUGAUCCCCAACAUCCAGUACCAGGUAAUCCCACAGUUCCAAACUGUGGACGGGCAGCAAUUACAGUUUGCCACUACCCCGACCCCAGUGAACGUCCAGCAGGAUGCCUCUGGCCAGCUUCAGAUCAUCCCUGGGACGAACCAGCAGAUCAUUACAAGUAGAGCUGGUACAGGCAACAUUUUAGCAGCCAUGCCAAAUCUCUUACAGCAGGCUGUGCCCAUCCAGGGUGUCGGCUUAGGCAAUAAUAGCCUCUCGGGACAAACACAAUAUGUGGCCAAUGUCCCUGUGGCUUUGAAUGGCAAUAUCACCUUGCUACCUGUCAACAGUGUGGCAGCCAGCUUGGCUCCCACGUCUCAGACGGUCACUUUAAGUAGCUCGGGUUCUCCAGACAGCAGCUCCCAGCCAGUCACUUCUGGUAUUGCCAUCAGCUCUUCCGGCCUGGCGACUUCCAUCACUAGCUCUGGCGCAUUUUUCACCAAUGCCAAUAGCUUCUCGACGACCACCACACCCAGUAACAUGGGCAUCGUGAAUUUUUCCACCAGUGGAACCAUGGGAACAAAUGUGCAGGUCCAGACGCCCCCAAGGGUUAGCAGCGAUCAGAACUCGGACUCUGUUCAGAACCAGGUGGCCCUUCAGCCAGGUCAGCAGAAGGAGGCUGAUCAAAACCAGCAGUCCCAGCAGCAGCAGAUCUUAAUACAGCCUCAGCUUGUCCAAGGAGGCCAAACUAUUCAGGCCCUUCAAACUGCUCCGCUCUCUGGCCAGACCUUUACUGCCCAAGCCAUCUCCCAGGAUGCCCUGCAGAACCUUCAGCUCCAAGCAGUCCCCAACUCUGGGCCGAUUAUUAUCCGAACACCGACCAUGGGGCCCAAUGGGCAGGUCAGCUGGCAGACAAUCCAGCUGCAGAACCCAGCCACUCAGACAAUCACCUUGGCCCCACUGCAAGGUGUAUCGCUGGGGCAAACUGGGAGCACCAGCACAACUCUUGCCCCUAGUGGCACCGUCACCGUGAAUGCCGCUCAGCUCUCCUCCAUGCCAGGCCUUCAGACCAUUAAUCUCAGCGCUUUGGGAGCAUCUGGCAUCCAGGUCCAUCAGCUUCAAGGACUGCCACUGGCUAUAGCCAACGCUGCUGGUGACCACGCUGCUCAGCUGGGCCUCCAUGGGGCAGGUGGUGAUGGGCUGGCAGAUGAUGGCACCGCUGUGGAAGAAGGGGAGACGAGUCCAGACCCGCAGCCUCAGCAAAGCCGGAGAAUACGGCGAGAAGCCUGCACUUGUCCAUACUGCAAAGACAGCGAAGGGAGGGCCUCUGGGGAUCCAGGCAAAAAGAAGCAGCACAUCUGCCACAUGCCAGGCUGUGGCAAGGUGUACGGCAAGACCUCGCACCUGCGGGCACACCUGCGCUGGCACACAGGCGAGCGCCCCUUCGUGUGCAGCUGGAUGUACUGCGGCAAGCGCUUCACGCGCUCAGACGAGCUCCAAAGGCACAAGCGCACGCACACAGGUGAGAAGAAGUUUGCUUGCCCCGAGUGCCCCAAGCGUUUCAUGAGGAGCGACCACCUGUCCAAACACAUCAAGACACACCAGAACAAGAAGGGCGGCCCGGCCGGAAAUGUGGCCAUGAGCGUCCCCAUGGACACAGCAGCCUCCUCAGAGGGCAGCAGCGGGGCCGCUCAGUCUGCCCUCAUUGCCACCAACAUGGUGGCCAUGGAAGCCAUCUGCCCUGAGGGUAUCGCCCGCCUCACUGGCGGUGGCAUCAUGCAGGUGGCAGACCUCCAAUCCAUCAACAUCAGCGGCAAUGGCUUCUGAGACCCGCAUGGACGGCAUGCUGGGUGCGGUGCACGCGCCCAGGGGUUCAAGCGAGUGUGGGUCCAAGAGGCGCGCGGAGAGGGAGCGGAUCGAUCUGUCCUGCCAGGUGUGCCGAGUGGGUGGGGGAGCAGCGCCUUCCAGCACUCAAACCCAGCUCCCCUCUGCCAGGAGCGCUCCCUGCACUCCAGCCCCCAGAGCCUGGCAAACCUCUGCCCGGGACUAUGUGGGGAGGCCGGAGAUCUUCUUGACUCAACUUAUUUCCCCCUCCCAGCCCCUGCCCCGUAAACAGCCUCCCUCUGUUCCCUGCCGUCAGUCCCCCGCGCCACCAUCAUGCCUUGGUUAAAUGUAUAUGAUCAUCGAAAUAACUUUUUAGCAAGAAAAAACAAAAAAAAAUCAGAUUCUAUAUUAUUAUUAUUAUUAUAUAUAAAUAUAUAAAAUAUAAAAUGUCCAUUGGCAAGAGGAGAGAAAUUGCUGCGACCAAACUCCUUUGGUCUCUCUUUUUUGGAUGCCUUAUCUUUGAACAGACAACGCCCUUAGGUGCUGUGUAUUGCAGCACCCAAGCUGCUGUUCAGACGCUCAAUUACAUUUUACAUUGUAACCGGAAACCAUUUAGCCGUUCCGUAUGCUUUGCUUUUAGGCUCUAUGGGUUGGGUUUCUCCCUCUUUUUGUUGUUUUCUCCCCUCCGUUUAUUUUAAUUAUUGGGGUGAGUUUGUAAAACAGUCACCCUUUGCCUUCCUCCGUGGUUAUUUUUUAAUUUUAAAUUGUCCCCCUCUUCUUCCCACUUUAUUUUAAUCCGUGCUCUUUCAUAUGUGUACAUGUUAAAUCGAUUGUAAGGGGAGGGGGGGUUGUUUGUUGUCAUUGUGCGGGUUCACUUGAGCUAUUUACCAUAGGAGGGGCUGGGACCCGUAGCAUGUUCUCAUUUUGGGGAUGGGUGGAAACAGGGAAGGAGGUAGAGGGACAUGAAAUGUUUGGGGCAGGUUUGUUUUUUUCAGCAGUCCAUGGUCUUAAAAACCAAACGUGAGCAACAGCACUUCCAGGGCCAGUCGGAGGGACCCGGGUCAUUUUCACCUCAGGUUUUGAAGUGGCUGAAAGCCACAAGCGUGCGGAAGAUGCGGCGGAGAGAAAAACUGCCAGGUAGCACUCGGUCCACCUGGGGCAGGAGGGAAGGAACUGUGGGUCUGUUCUCACCCCUGAGCUGUAGGCUGGGGUGCAUUGAGAAGCAGGGCAGCUCAGAGAGCUGGUGGAAUGGGCAGACCAUGGGCUGGAUCAGCCACGCGGGCAUGGACAAGGCCUCUGAGCACAUUGUGGUUAGUAGGAGCCAUGCAUCUUCAUUAGGUGGCACUAGUGUGGCACCUUGCAGGGUAUUUCCCCCAACACUACAUGGCUUUGAGCUCCAAGGCUUCCCCCUUUAACUCCUGGACAUGGGUUUUUUGGCAAUUAGAAGUAGAGACAUUUACCCCCAGGUCCUCGUCUUUUUUUGGGCAGAGUCCUCUUAAACUAGGCAGGUGGGUUGGAGGGGGCAUUUUUAGUCCUAAGCAGCACUGGGCGACCACAUCCUACUCUUUUCCUCCCCACCCUUCUCUUCCUGUUGUAUCCACAACAAAACAACCUUCCCUUUUCCCCUGCAGCCUCUGUGGAGCCCUGUUGAAAAAGAGCAAGUUGUCCCUGCAAAUAGAGAUCCCCUGGUACAGGAAGGAGAUGAUAAAGGAUCCCGGCAGUAGCAUAUAUCACCCGGCCUCCCUUGCCCUGAGGCAUCUAGGGCUCUGCCGUGUCUAACACAGCUGCGUCUCUGUGGUUCUCCCGUGGCCUUUAGUGUUUCAUGAUUUCUUUAGCGGGUCGUCUUUGGAGGCAGCCAGUGGAGAGAGGAGAUAGCACACUCCUUGGGGAGCGGAGCGAACUUUAUUUAAUUACGACAAGAAGCGAUGUUCUGGCAUGUUGUUUUUUUUUUCAUAAAAAAGAAAUAAGUGUAGAUAUGGCUGUGUAUUCCGGCCCCCUGUCGUGCUGAUCGUUUUAGUGCAGGCAGGUGCUUUGAUUUCGAUUUGCCCUUAUGCCAGGGAAUCAUAGGAAUCUUGGAGUCAGUGUUAGAUAGCAUCACAGCUACUCUGCCAUAGGAUAAAUAUCCUUGUCUGGGUGUGUGUAUAAUAUCCAGAAAGAUUUAUAUUGGAAGUUCUGUUGGAAAAGUUUGAAAAUAAAAUCCCUUUGUGGGGUGGGGCUGUUGCUUAUAGCAAAUUUUAUAAUAUGUAUCAGAGUGUAUUAAAACCAAAUCCAGGUUUGCUUGUGCAGGGCAGCAUUUGGCCUCUUGGAUCGAGGAAGAAAGAAGCAGAUUGCAGGUGAAAGUGCAAAUCCGUACAGCAGAAUCAGUGUGUUUUCAUGUCCCGGUCCCACUGUUCUCACUGACUUUUCAGCGCAUGGGUAGAAGGGGUUGGACUCUAGGAAAUUUCCCGCUCAGGACUUUCUUUGCUGGGAAAACUCCACAGAAGGCUUUUGGUGCGUGUGUGCAUGGUACGGACUUGCAGGGACAAAAACAGAUUGGUUGGAAGAUCUCCAAACAGCAUUAGAUGAAACAAACUUGCUAAGACCCUGACUCAGAACUGGUGACCAUGUUGUCUCUUCCUAAAGAAAAAGGAAUGUGAUGCUGACAUGUAGUUCACAUGCGUAUUUGUGUUUGGCCUACCUAAGGAAAACUGGGAGACUUGACAUAUCAGCGUCCCGUGCAGAGGGAAGUUACCCCGUCUUAUUUCUCUAGCAGGCUCAGGAAGAAUAAUGCAGGAUCUUAACUCUCGCUAACAAUCCUUGACCAGAUCCAGAGAAUCCUGAACUGACUGGAUGAGAUCCCAGCCCUGGGGCACAGAUGCUAAGAGAUGCUCUGGCCAAAUGCAUCAGGCUGCUUCUCAUCUACUGUUGCUUGGAAAAUGGGGGGAGAUGGGGCGUAAAGCCUUUUUGGACAGGGAUGUUGGGAGAAGCUGGAGUAUUCCAUCAGCAGGAGUGAACAGUGCCCUGCUCGGGGAUGACUGGGCCCAGAAAGGUUCUGGGAUCUGGCAUGGUCUGGCUAGCCAAGCUCCUUGCGCUCAGUUGUGUUGGCUUGAGGCAAGGAGAUUCGAGCAAGUACUGUGGAGAGGACGAAAUGAUCAGGGUUCCCUGCUGCGUUCUGUUCUGUCUCUUCCCACCCCGUGAUUCUGGUGCUGCAGAGGGGCAGCUUCUCUCCCUUUCCACUAUGGUGCCCUUUUCUCCGAGGUCCAGCUCUGCUCCCCUUUUUCCCUUGGAUAUGAUCCAGGUCCCUGGGACAGGCUGGGGGUGAGUGUUAUAGCACACCCUGGCCACUAGGUAUUAGCCCGGCUCCAAGCAGAAGGCCAGAAGGGAUCGCUGAGGGCCGUGCAGGCUCCAGCAUUAGCUUUGCUGCCUUGUGCAUUUGCAGGGUGGGGGGGUUUAACUACUAGCGCAAGGCUGUUCUGCAGCCCUCACCCUGCCCUCUCCCUUUCCACCGGUUUCUGCUACGGGAUCUUAAUGCCUUGUCGAUCCAUUUACCUCCUGCUCUGUGGGCUGCAGUCGGCAGGUGCUGGCCGUGGGCACAGCCCAGCCAAACUGUGAAGUGUCAACAUGUUUUACCUAGUGUUUUUUACCUAGCUGCAGGGAGGGAGGGAGGGAGGGAGAACUCCUGCUGUACAUUUUUCUGGCUGACAUCUUUCUGCUCUCUCUCUCUCUAUUUUUGCAUUUGUAUAUUUUUAUAGAGGAAACGUUAAGCAUUUGUAUUUUUGUACCAAUCUGUGAAGCACUAUGAAUCCCAGACGCAGACCCCUGCCCGUGCGUCGGGACUUUCCGCCUCUCGCCCACCUGGGAAGUUUGCGGGUUCGAUAGGAAGCAGUAUUUCAACACUGUUCGAUCUCCCUGCCCCACUGGGCUAGGUCAGCUCCUAUGUCUCAGGCAGCUCCUUGAGAGAGCGCUACCAUCUCCUCCCUGUCGCUGGCCUUGAUGUAUCCAGGGGGAUUUGGAGCACUCUGAGAUCCUUGCAGGUUACAACAUGGUGCGUGGCUGGUGUUCAGCACCGUUGCCCAGUACGUGCCAUCUGGCAGAGCCCAUGUCCCUAGCGAGAGCAUGUUGUCCUGCCCCUUGUCCAUCCGUCCUAGCUGCCGUCUCACCCCAGCUUGUCAGUGCAGAAGCCUGAUGCGUCUGGAAGGGACAUGACAGGAUUUAGGUGCCAAAUUUUUUCCUUGCGGGACUGGGGGAUCUGAUGAGGAAGGAGUGGACAGUAUUGUGCAUUUCUCGAGCAAGGCCUGAGAGGGUGAGGCUGUUUGGAGCCCAUGGGGUCUCAUGGCAUCCCAGAAACGCAAGCACUGGAGCCCAUGCCCUGGAGGAGGGAGGCUCUGCCCAUUGGGGCACCAGAACUGCUGUUGCAGUUUGCCAAGAUGUUAAUUUUCCUAUGGAAACACACCCAGCAGGAAGGGCCUUGCAGACUUCCUGCUCCCAGAACCAGGGCCUGUGCCAUGCAAAGCAGCAGCCUCCCGGGCUGUCUGGCCUGAGGUCCAGGGUUUGCUCUUGCUAGCUUCAGAGCAGCAGCUUCCAGCCGAAAGCAGGACACGGGCUCAGCCAGCAGAAUAGAGAUGUUGAGAGCUAGCCUAGUCCAUGCCAGGGCCAGCUAAUGUGCAGAGCUGAACUACCUGUACGUACCCCAGCCUCCAGGGAGCGGGAGCAGGGCAAAGGGACGGGGCUCACCUGGGCCACCAAAGGCUCUAGUGGCUUGAAGGUGCACAGAUCCUUUCCCUUGGGACCUCUUUGCCAGUGCUGAUUUCUCACGGCUGCAGAUAGCACUGGGCUUCUUCCACCUCCUGGCUUGGUUCCCUCUGCUCUUGUUAGCAUCACUGUAUUAGCUGGCUAGUUCUGUUGGCAUUGGCGUGGCUGCAGCCGCCUUGGGCUUGCAGCAGGUGCGAGGCGGCCACAUCCCACCCUGGCAAAGAUCCAGGGCACCGGUUCCCAUCCAUGCCAGGCCUGGGGACCCUUGCCUCGUAUCCUCAGUAACAACCCUGGUUUGGGCUGGAGCUGUCUGGGCAGCGAUGCGGCAGUUUCCAACUUGGUAGGUGAACCCCGAUUCCCCUACCCUCCCUUUGCUGCCAGGGUCUUGCUCCCCUUAAAUUGCACUGUUCCUUCAAGCACACACCAGCCGGCCGCUGCCUGGGGGACCCUAGGCCGGGGCUGUGGGAGCACUGUAUAGUCCCUAGCCCGCAGGUGCCUGCGGGAUCAAAUGUGCCUUUUUUUAUACAGGGGCUCCAAGCAGUAAAGCCAUGUUCAGCCAGGGGUCCCCUUUGCCAAUCGGCCUCGUCCCGGGAAUAUCUUGUUUUCGAAGCAAUUUUUGACGCCAUAGAUGGUUGGGAAUGGCCUAGCUUUAAUCUCCCCAGAAUCCCAUUACCCCUUGUUCCCACCACCCGCUGGGGAAAAGGCACGUGUCCACUACUUCUAUGCAUUACAGAGUGGAGGGGAGAGGGAAGGAUCUUGCCGUGGGGCCCUCGAGGAGCCGCAGAGACAUUUCACCAGUGCCUCCCGCCGCUCACUGCGCUUUCCCUCGGGGCGGGGGUUUCGGUGUUGGGUGCCCAUCACCGCCGCGCGCAACCUUCUGUAACACUGGCAAUAAUCCUCUGUAUCCAUGUAAAGACCCUUUUAUCUUGUAAUGAUGUCUCUGUGCUUUUUUUAAUCCAAUUGCCGAUGUAAUGAUGUCUGAAACACAUUUUAAAAGUGCUAUUUUUUUUGUACAAAGAUUAGAUAUUAAAUGUAGUUUGGCUCCUUUGUAAA
Messenger RNA from Alligator sinensis (Chinese alligator), 8157 nucleotides. It is a transcript of the gene SP1, whose product is annotated as Sp1 transcription factor. Gene Ontology annotation, biological process: regulation of transcription by RNA polymerase II. Bases 1 to 2376 code for a protein of 791 amino acids. NCBI's taxonomy places the organism in Eukaryota, Metazoa, Chordata, Crocodylia, Alligatoridae. Gene Ontology annotation, molecular function: DNA-binding transcription factor activity, RNA polymerase II-specific; RNA polymerase II cis-regulatory region sequence-specific DNA binding. The transcript has 7 exons. The record is from RefSeq and is a predicted model, not a curated record.